AUGAGUAGUGAAGAUAAGGAAGAAGUCUUUGUGCUUGAGAAAGCAGAGAUCUCAGCUGAUGAUGACGAGGGCUAUGACUAUGAUGAGAUUAAAGACAGUGAUGAUGAACAGUUUUUAGAGAGAGAAGAGAGUGAAGACGAUGAUUUGGAGGACUUUGAAAGACUCAAGCAUAAUACUAAUUUAAAGAAGAUAGAGAAGCAGACUCAAGGCAAGUCUCAUCUUGGAACAACCUUUGCCAAAACUAAGCAUGAAGUCAAGCCUAAGGUAGUUAAAAGACAUGUAGUCAUUGAUGACUAUAUUAGGAACUAUCUUGCAAAGUACAAUAUGCAUCAGACUUUAAAUAUUUUCCAGAACGAGUGGAGUCAACUUCAAAAGAAAGGAUCUUUCAAUGAUAACCAUAUUGGUUUGAUCACCGAUACCGAGAACAAAAAUGCCAGAAUGGAGGAGAGGAUCAAAAGGAUGAAAAUAGAGCUAGAGAAAGAGCAAGUGAAAGCUGAUAAAGCCAAAUCUACUUGGCUAAAAUUACGUAAAGAGAGAGAUUUCCAUAAAACUCAUACAAUCAGAGUCCAGAAGGAGAAAGAAACCAUCACUGCUAAUAUGAAGAAGCUCAAGGACUUGCAAGAGCAAUAUGAAGAUAAGAUCAAAGAGCUGACAAAGAAAUAUGAAGUCACUCUUAAGGAAAAGACUCUAUUGAAGCUAGAGAAAGAAAAAUUACAGAAGAAAGCUAUUGACAUAAAGAGAAGAAUCAAAGAGAAGGAAGACGAAGUAGCCUACGCUAUUGAGAAGUCUAAGGCAAGAGCAUCUGGUGCUAAUAAAGGCAAACAAAUUUUGAAGAUGAAGGGUCAGAACACUCCUUAUCCUGUUGAUGAUGCAAGACCCAACCCUUUCCUUGCCAGAGAAUAUGAUGACAUCAAUUCGAAGCCUUCUAGUCAAAAGAUAGUUAAAGCUCAUGAUGUUGGAAUAGGAGGAAUGUGCUUGCAUUUUAAGAAACAGAUUGUUGCAACUGUUUCAGACGACUGAAUGUGGAAGAUUUGGAAUAUGGAAGACGGAGAAAAUAUACUCUCAGGAGAAGGCCAUAAGGACUGGCUUUCUGGAGUUGAUUUUCACCCUGCUGGAUCUCAUCUUGUCACUUCUGGAGGAGAUACAACAAUCAAAAUAUGGGACUUCAUUAAUUCAUGCUGCUCUGUUGUAUUUACUGAUCAUACACAGCCUGUGUGGAGUGUGAGAUUCCAUGAUACAGGUGAUUUUGUUCUAAGUGGUUCCAUGGAUGGAUCAAUGAAACUUUUUGAUGUGAAUGCUGAGAAAGCUCGCCAAGCUUAUAGAGGGCAUACUGAUUCAGUGAAUUCUAUUAACUUCCAACCGUUUACAAACUUCUUUGUGUCUGCAAGUGCUGAUAAAACACUUUCAGUUUGGGACAUGAGAACAGGACUCACAAUCCAAACCUUUUACGGGCAUCUAAACUCUGUUAAUGAGGCUUCAUUUAGUAUUUCUGGCCAUUUGAUAAGCUCUUGAGACUCAGAUGGUAUUGUAAAAGUAUGGGAUAUCAGAAUGGUUCAAGAAGUACUUCAACUAGAUACAGGAGAUUCUAUUGCUCAUUCAGUUUGCUUUGAUAAGACAAACAAUAUAUUAGCAGUCGGUUGUGCAGACGCAUCAAUCAAAAUGAUUAACAUUGAGAAAGCAGAAAUUGUUAGCACUUUGAAAGGACAUGAUGACUCCGUGAAUUCAGUUAUUAUUGAUCAGGAAAAUUCGACUCUCUUCUCUGCAAGUUCAGACGGUACAAUCAGGUCAUGGAGAUAAUUAUAAGUUUAAAUUUGCA
Molecule: messenger RNA, 1816 nt
Organism: Moneuplotes crassus
Lineage: Eukaryota; Ciliophora; Spirotrichea; Euplotida; Euplotidae
Source: the annotation of a GenBank genome assembly